AAUGUGCAGAAACAUAAACAAACCGUAUUUUCGGCGAUUAUUCCAUUACCGGGACGUGUGGGCCGCCGUUCGGCACCGGGACGAUCCGUUUGCCGCCCGCCAAAAGCACGCCAAAUGUGAAAAAUCGUCCCGAAACGCCACGUUUCCGCAUGACUGAUUUUCACGUUCAAUUUGCAUUCGAUUAGAGCUCCAAUGGCUGGCUGGCUUGGCGUUCGGUAGCGAAUCUCGCAGGAAUGCGCCAUGGCAUGAUGGCUACCCUGUCUCGUUUUUUUACAUCUUGUGUGUGUAUGUGUUUGUGUGUGUGAGAGAGAGAACGUGUGUGGGAAAAACGGUUUUUCCCGUCAAAUUAUCUAGCGCAUGUCGCACGUUUUAUUCCACGAAAUACACAUUACAUGGCGGAAUUGGCGUAAAAUAGCCGAAGAUGGUAGCGAUGAUUUGCUGAAGCUGUAAUGGAAAAGCAAAAGUAAGGAUCGUGGCCAGAAAAAAAAGGUGAUUUAUAUGGGUGAAAAUGCCGUUACAACUGGUUUCCUGAUAGAUUCCUGAGCAAAUCCAUUAAAUGGUGACACAAAAAAUGAGAAUAGCCGAAUGGGGAUUUCUUUCUCAAACCCAAAUCCUCAUCCAGUAUCGGCUGGAAUUGAAAGCUAAAGAACCGUUUAGUUCCAUUUUUUUAGGCUAAAACGGCGGCUAAUUUUGAAAUCACAACGCCUGUGUUGUUUCCCCCGAAAAACGGACUCUUACACCACUGCACAUGCGUUCGAUUUCAAAUUCGAACUCAUCUGACACAGCACAGCACACGGUUGGCGGAAACGGAGCGUUCUUUUUGAUCGUCCAAAGUUGCACCCGUACUGCUCGUGUCCACCAAGUAGAGGUGUGAUAGCAAACGGCUGGAAACGGUUCCAGCCCUAAUGACUUUAUCUCUACAUACUCUACACCUCCAAGUGUGUUACAAACCAAACAGAUGGCAUCCUGAUAUAGCAAAUGCUAAGAAUGUUUGCUGAAGCCUCCAAACAAAAACUAAUGUUUGCCUAGAGAAUAAAUCUAGAAAAAAACAGCAAUCAAAAAUGGCGGUUGAUAUGCUUGUUUUUCAAUCCCAACUGCAGGAAGUGUCAUCUGUGGCAUUGGUCUUUCUGAUUUGUACUGUAACAAAAAAACCUGACGUUUAUCCAAAUUAUUCCCGCUUAAACUUUGCAGCCUCGAAAGUGCGCUCAAAAUGGUCCAGCGUUCGUACUUAACGGGCGCUCUGUCACCGCACGUAAGUAAGCAACCACGGGCAAGCACGUGUGUGCGCCAUAUAUAAAUACUCCCGAUGGCGACCGUGAGCGAUAUGUGGAUUAAAAUACGAUUUGGUACCCAUGAUCGGGAGUUUUUGUUCGUUUUCGCAUAAUGCAUCGUAAACCAGCACGAAUUGAUAUUGAACCACCACAAAAAUGCUAACAAAUGUUCACUUCUCCUUUCCUUCCUACUUUCUUUGCCCAUUUAUCCUCGAAACAAAUUUAACUUACUGCAGCAUGGAGUACAAAAACGAAGGCCACAGCGGCGUCAAUCAGCUGGGAGGUAUAUUCGUUGGCGGUAGACCUCUGCCUGAUUCCACACGCCAACGCAUCGUGGAGCUGGCCCAUGCCGGUGCCCGACCAUGUGAUAUUUCGCGCAUUCUUCAGGUGUCCAAUGGAUGCGUCAGCAAGAUUCUCGGCCGGUACUACGAAACUGGUAGCAUCCGGCCGCGAGCAAUCGGUGGUUCGAAACCACGCGUCGCCACACCGGAGGUGGUCAACAAGAUUUCACAGUUCAAGAACAACUGCCCGAACAUCUUCGCCUGGGAGAUCCGGGACAAGCUGCUGAACGAGCGUAUCUGCACGCCGGAAAACAUCCCGAGUGUUUCCUCCAUCAACCGGGUACUGCGCAAUCUGGCCGCCCAGAAAGAGUUCAGCAAGAAACCGCACUCCUCGGACACGCUGAGUGAUGACGUUGGUGGCUAUCUGCAGGGGAAAUCGCUCAACGAUGCAUCCUUUCUGCACUACAAGUACGGUGACAGCUGCCGUUCGAUGCAGGGUGCGGAAUCGGUACUGCGCAUCAACGAUACGUAUAACCGGGCUGGGGGUGGUGGUAGUGGUGGUGGUGGAGGUGGUGGAGGCGGUGGUGGUGGACCGGACGUGAACGAUGUGAAACCAAUGUCGGACGAUGGGAAGAAUCCGUUCGCCAAGCACUGCUUCACCAACCUCGAUACGGGGGUGCCCGGUACGGGGGCGGGUACGGGGACGGGGCCUGGUGGGCAGGGUACGAAGCAAGUGUUUGUCGACAAUGAUACCGAGCGGUUGAGCUUGAAGCGAAAGCUGCAGCGCAACCGGACGUCCUUCACCGUCGACCAGAUCGAGUUUCUCGAGAAGGAGUUCGAGCGGACGCACUAUCCGGACGUGUUUUCCCGUGAACGAUUGUCUUCCAAAACGAACCUGCCGGAAGCGAGAAUUCAGGUAUGGUUCUCUAACCGACGUGCAAAAUGGCGCAGAGAGGAGAAACAACGGUCCCAAGCCGUAUCCGAGGGCAGCUCGUCGGCAGCGGCCGCAGCCGCAGCAGCAGCCGCCGCUGCCGCAGCCGUCGCCGUACAGAACGCAUCCAUCUCAUCCUGCUCGCUGAACCUUAGCGCACCGCUCGUUUCGCACGUGUACGAUUCGAACAUGUGCGUAGAGGACUCGAACAGCAACUACCUGAGCAAAACCUACCCACUGGAACCCUCGUUCCAGAACCUGGACGCACUAAAGUCACCCUCCGCCCCGAACCAUCCGGCCCCACCGCAACAGAUCUCGCCGGCCGCCAUGUCCUUCAAGCUGUCCUUUCCGAACGGUGGCGGUGGUGGUGCCAAUGCCGUCGGUCCGAAUGGUGCUGGUGGCGGUGGUGCCGGGUCCGCCGGCAGCGUCGGCAGCGGACCGGACGGGUCGGCCACGAAUCUGAUGGGCACGGUGCCCACCCUCGGCACCAAUGCCGGCUUCCCGCACGCAUCUACCUCAGACGACAAGUCGCUGUACAACCAUUUCGCCUACUCGGCCGCCGCCAACAUGCACCACAGCUAUUCGGCGGCGGCGGCCGCCGCCGUCGACCAGUCCUACAACGGGAUGUACCUGAAAAACCAGCUGUACAACCUGCCGACCAAUGCCGGCGUACUCAGCUUCCAGUCCACGCUCGAGUGGAACAAGAGUUAAUGGCACGGGGCCGCCCUCGAGUCGGCUCCAUCAUCGACCGGUGGCGACCGGUACCAGUAGUAGCCGCUGUGCGCCACUACACCACUAGCCUGAUUUCAUGGAUGCUACGGCAGCUUACACACACACACACAGACACAUGUUACACAAUUUAACUCGAUGGUGCAUAGUAAUGUGGGAGCGGGAUUGGGAAGUGAUUAUCUGGGACCUCCCGGAUGUAUUUGUUCAUCCAGUGAGCAAUGAUCACUAAUGAAGAAACAAAAAGUUGAGAUAGAUGAAAAUCCAACGGUCACCUUAUUAGUGACCACGUCACGUAUCUUUGGGAAGGCGGGAGAGAGAGAGAGAGAGAGAGAGAGAGAGAGGGCGAACAUGUUACUUAAAGAAAUGAAUAUAUCAUUUAAAAAAAACAUUGCUGCAUAUAAGAUGGCGGACAAGAAGACAAAAUGAAAUGAAAACAAACUGGUUGUUUCUCUGGUGUUUUUGAAGUACAAUAUAAGGGUAUUUUUUUAUAAAAGUAAACAAAACUGUGACGAUUUCAGAAGAAACGGAAGAAGAGGGUGCAUAAUCGAUGGGGGGAAAAUGGAUAAAACAAUAGAAACGCCAAUAAAGUAUUAACAGGAAAGAAAGAAAAAAAUGACACAAAAUGGUGACAGAAUGAUUAUGGAAAAACAAGCACAAAACAAGACAAAAACAAACCUAUCCAAUACUUGCUAUAAGAAAAACAAACGGAAUGUACAAUAAAUAGUGAAAUCUUAUUAUUAUUAUUCUUGUGACGCAAGGCGUCCCAAUUGUACGUA
Messenger RNA from Anopheles stephensi (Asian malaria mosquito), 3988 nucleotides. Its product is annotated as paired box protein Pax-6-like. Gene Ontology annotation, biological process: regulation of transcription by RNA polymerase II; anatomical structure development. Gene Ontology annotation, molecular function: RNA polymerase II cis-regulatory region sequence-specific DNA binding; DNA-binding transcription factor activity, RNA polymerase II-specific. NCBI's taxonomy places the organism in Eukaryota, Metazoa, Arthropoda, Insecta, Diptera, Culicidae. Bases 1428 to 3194 code for a protein of 588 amino acids. The record is from RefSeq and is a predicted model, not a curated record. The transcript is spliced from 5 exons.